GCAAAAAAGAGAAGUCUCUUUGGGAUUGGGUUGGUUGAUCCCUCUAUGGGCCUAUCUUCUUCUCCUUCCUCUCCACUCCCAACAAUUCAGUUCUUCAUUUCUGAGUAACCGUUUUUCACUUUCUCUCUUUCAAAAAUUCUCUUAUCCCUAAACGAUGUCGUCUCACGCGCUGUUUCAAGCAGCGCAAAUCCUCCCUAUGAACUCUCCCAUUCCUUCUAAAACCUUAUCACCAAAAACCUUCCCCAAACUCCCUCUCCUCCGUAACCGUCACCGCCGUCUUGUUAUCCGAUCGUGGUCCGCUUCUCCCGCUGAUGUCGACAGCGAUACUUCCUUCGGUUCCUCGCUGCUUGAACGGUGUUUUGCUGCUCCGGCCGCGCCUCCUUCCGCUUCCGGUAACAUUAAUCCGGUUAUGAAAGGUAAAUACGGUGCGUUUGGUGCCGUUACGCUCGAGAAAUCGAAGCUUGAAAUAUCGCAACAGCAAAGUAACAAGUCUGCGCCUGAGCUAGCCACUGGGGGAGGUGGUGGAGAUAUUGGAAAGAUAAUCAGUUAUGGUGGUGGUGAUGGAGGUGAUGAUAAUGGUGAUGACGACGACUACUUUGAUGACUUUGAUGAUGGUGAUGAGGGAGAUGAAGGUGGCUUGUUUAGAAGACGCAUACUUCUUCAAGAGCUAUUUGACCGUAAAUUUGUGGAUGCUGUGUUGAAUGAAUGGCAAAGGACUAUCAUGGAUUUGCCCGCUGGAUUUCGGCAAGCUUAUGAAAUGGGCUUGGUUAGCUCAGCCCAAAUGGUGAAAUUCUUAGCAAUGAAUGCCAGGCCAACUGCCAGUAGGCUUAUUUCCAGAAAACUACCGCAAGGACUAUCAAGAUCUUUCAUCGGCAGGAUGCUUGCAGAUCCUGCUUUCAUGUAUAGGUUUCUAUUAGAGCAAGUUGCUACGGUAGGCUGCUCUGUGUGGUGGGAGUUUACAAAUCGGAAAGAUAGGAUUAAGCAAGAGUGGGAUCUUGCACUUAUCAAUGUCCUCACUGCAGCAGCAUGCAAUGCCGUUGUUGUUUGGUCCCUUGCUCCUUGUCGAUCAUAUGGAAACACAUUUCAAUUUGAUUUACAAAAUACACUGCAGAAGCUUCCAAACAACAUAUUUGAAAUGAGCUAUCCUCUUAGGGAAUUUGACCUGCAAAAGAGAGUUCAAUGCUUUUUGUUCAAGGCUGCUGAGUUGUGCAUGGUUGGUUUAAGCGCAGGUGCAGUACAGGGUGCAUUGUCAAACACUUUGGCUAAGAAAAAGGAAGGAAGAUUAUCUGUAACCGUUCCAACUGUGAGCAGUAAUGCACUUGGCUAUGGUGCUUUUCUUGGAAUCUAUGCUAACCUGAGAUAUCAACUGCUAUGUGGAUUUGAUAGAGGAAUGGUUCGUCAGUUUGAUGUUAUUGGAGUUGCAUUGUUCUUCAGCACAGCAUUCAGGGUCUUAAACGUUCAAUUGGGAGAGACUUCCAAACGUGCCUGGCUUGGAGUUGAGGCAGAUCCACUAGCUCAGUCAGAUGACCUCUUGAAAGUUUACAACAGGACUUCUGAAAAUGUAGAACAACCAUCAUCCUCAAAAUGGUUUAUAUCAAAGAAUGCAGUUGUUUCUGGGCUUGGUCUCUUGGGCAUCAAACAAGGGAAUGCAGAUGUGUCUGGUGCAGAAUCCUCAGCUCCCAAAGCUCGUCGAAAAAGGAUUGUACGGAAAAAGGUUGCUGCAGGAUCAGCCUAGAUUCUUCAGAUUUAAACAUAGUCAUUGUUAAAUUUUGUUAAUUACUGGAGUUUGAUACUGCUAUAUUGCCCUUGGUGGUUUCUGGCUGCUGCUCUGGGAGGGGUUGACUAGCGACCCAAAUUUUUUCUUCCCCGUCACCUACAAUUUUAUUACUGAGUUUUUUAAGGGAUUCUUGUAUCGACCCAUUUAUGUUUUUUUUUCUCUGUAUAAUAUAUUUUGAAUUUGAAUAUCUUUUAAAUAAAGUAGAGCAAGCUUUUCUUCGUGGAUUAAAA
This is a messenger RNA of Medicago truncatula (barrel medic), 2007 nucleotides long. RefSeq names its product protein RETICULATA-RELATED 1, chloroplastic. The record is from RefSeq and is a predicted model, not a curated record. Bases 155 to 1735 code for a protein of 526 amino acids. Gene Ontology annotation, biological process: plant organ development. The transcript has 8 exons. Lineage: Eukaryota; Viridiplantae; Streptophyta; Magnoliopsida; Fabales; Fabaceae. Gene Ontology annotation, cellular component: chloroplast inner membrane.